AUGACUAUGAAUGCACAAUAUGAUGUUUUUAAUGGAGAUUUGAUUGAUAAAUUUAUUGAAGAAGAAAUUCAACAAGGUUUCCCUGGUGCUGCUCUUCUUAUAACACAAUAUGGUAAAAUAUUGAAACAAACAGUUUAUGGUUAUAAAUUAAAAUAUAAUGAAAAUGGGACAGUUAUACAACAACCACAAUUAUUAACAUUAGAUACUAUGUUUGAUUUAGCAUCAUUAACUAAAAUGUAUGCAACAAAUUAUGCAUUGAUGCUACUUGUUCAUCAAGGAAAAUUGAAUAUUAAUGAUUCAAUUACAAAAUAUAUACCUGAAUAUAUUGGAUGUAAUCCUGAAAAAGAAUGUCGUGAAACAAGAACAAUAAAAGAUUUAUUGACACAUACAGCUGGCUAUGCUCCAAGUAUUCAUUUUUACAAUCCAGAUAGUGUUUCAUCUGAUUUAUAUUCGCAAGAUAAGAAAAAAACCGAACAAAUUAUUGAAACAAAAGUAGAAUUUCAACGAUCAAGAGGUGAUGAUCAAUUACCGGUUUAUUCUGAUAUUGAUUAUAUGCUGUUAGGUUUAAUUAUCGAACAUAUAAGUGGAAUAUCAAUUGAUGAAUAUAUAAAGAUUAAUAUUUAUGAACCAUUAGGUUUAACACAUACAUUAUUUAAUCCUUUAAAUAAUUUAAAUUAUCAAAAAUCAGAUUUUGCUGCAACUGAGCUAAAUGGAAAUACACGUAAUAAUACAAUUAAUUUUCUGAAUAUACGUACACAUGUAUUACAAGGACAAGUUCAUGAUGAAAAAUCAUUUUAUUCAAUGAAUGGUCUUUCUGGACAUGCGGGUUUAUUUUCAAAUCUGCAUGAUAUGGCAAUACUAACACAAAUUAUGUUAAACCAAGGUAGUUUUGGAAAUAUUCAACUUUGGAAUGAAAAUGUACAAAAUCUAUUUCUAACACCAUAUGCACUAGAUCCAACAUAUGGAUUAGGAUGGCGUCUAAAUCAUAACAAUUCAUUAUCAUGGUUUGGUUCGUAUGCAUCUAAUUCUGCAUAUGGUCAUACAGGAUGGACAGGAACAUGUACUGUUAUUGAUCCAAAAUAUUCUAUUGCUAUUAUUUUAUUAACAAAUAAACGACAUACACCAUGUAUUAAUGGAGUUUUCGAUGGUGAAAAAUAUGAGACAGGAAAAUAUGGCAAAAUAAUGACAAUGGCAUAUGAAUCAAUUUUAUCAAUACCAAAUAAUGGUGUUCUUUCUUGUCGAUUAUUUUCUAUAUAUUUACUCUAUUUUGUUCUCUUAAUUACUUAUUGGUGUAAUCUAUAA
Molecule: messenger RNA, 1302 nt
Organism: Adineta steineri
Lineage: Eukaryota; Metazoa; Rotifera; Eurotatoria; Adinetida; Adinetidae
Source: the annotation of a GenBank genome assembly